Hypanus sabinus (Atlantic stingray) is the source of this 2433-nucleotide messenger RNA. It is a transcript of the gene vta1, whose product is annotated as vesicle (multivesicular body) trafficking 1. The record is from RefSeq and is a predicted model, not a curated record. The transcript is spliced from 8 exons. Lineage: Eukaryota; Metazoa; Chordata; Chondrichthyes; Myliobatiformes; Dasyatidae. Gene Ontology annotation, biological process: late endosome to vacuole transport via multivesicular body sorting pathway. Bases 53 to 997 code for a protein of 314 amino acids. Gene Ontology annotation, cellular component: multivesicular body.
ACUUCUCCCGGAAGUGGUUGCCGUGCAGGUUGGAGGCCUUGGUAACCAAGUCAUGGCGUCGGAGGCGCUGCCCCCUUUGCCGCAGCAGUUCAAGCAGAUCCAGCAUCAUCUGCGCACCGCUCAGGAGCAUGACAAGCGCGACCCAGUGGUGGCCUACUUCUGUCGCCUUUAUGCCAUGCAGACUGGAAUGAAAAUUGACAGUAAAACGCCAGAAUGCCGUAAGUUCUUGGUGAAGCUAAUGGAUCAGUUAGAAAUUAUGAAGAAACAGUUGGGUGACAACGAGUCAAUUACACAGGACGUGGUGGGCAAUGCUCACAUCGAAAAUUAUGCCUACAAGAUGUUCCUGUAUGCAGAUACAGAGGAUCGUGCAGAAAGAUUUCACAAAAACAUGAUCAAAUCAUUCUACACUGCCAGUCUGUUAUACGAUGUCCUUACCGUGUUUGGGGAGCUCACUGAAGAGAAUAUCCAGCACAGGAAAUAUGCAAAAUGGAAAGCAGCCUAUAUCCACAACUGUUUGAAAAAUGGCGAAACUCCCAAGUCUGGACCUAUAGGGAUGGAAAAUGAAUUUGAGAAUGAGAACGAGGAUGAUGCUUCUCUCCCACAGUCUUCUCUCUCCAACAAUCCUGCUGCAGCUAUGCCAUCGUCCGACCUCUCCAAUAUUCAGAACCCCGCUGCCAAUCACACUUCGUCAAAUUUCUCAACCAUUCACAUCCCUCCCGGUGCCCAUGCUCCAGCCAAUACUCCAGCCGAAGUGCCCAGCAACUCAGUGUUGCCCAACACUCCGACAGUACAGCCAGGACCACAGAGCGUACCAAUAAUUGACCCGUCAUUGUACAGCGUCAAGCCUCAGGGGGAGGUACGCCUGACCCCGGAAGACUACGCCAGAGCUCAGAAGUACUGCAAGUAUGCCGGCAGUGCUCUGCAGUAUGAAGACGUAGGGACGGCCGUGCAGAACCUUCAGAAGGCCCUCAAGUUGCUUACCACAGGGAGAGAAUGAGUCCUCUACAUAGCACCGCCUACCUGUAACCAUGUCCACCCGAGUAGCUGACCAGUGCCUGACUCCGGUCUCUGUUCCAUAACGAAGGAGCCUGUUGUAACCUCUUCAGCAACUCCCCUCUCACUUUGAUCUAAAGAACUAUGUUGGUGUUUCUGAUCUCGAAGGAAGGGACUUUGGGCACUGGGUGUGACUAUUACAAGCUUGGUUUUAAUAUUGUCUGAAAGGAAAGAGCACACUUAGUAAUAAUACUAAUGGAGCCUGCAUUGAGUUCUCCAAUUCUUCUGCCUUCUCAGUGAGGUAAUUGCCCUGUAAAUGGAUAUUUUAGCAAGUAGUGGCACCCAGGUAGUGAGAUAAGACCAUGUGUGACAGUCUCCAUAUCCUUGGGCAAACACAAGAAAAUCUGCAGAUGCUGGAAGUCCAAGCAACUAACACAAAAUGCUGGAGGAACUCAGCAGGUCAGGUAGCAUCUAUGGAAAAGAGUGAACCUUUUCCUCUUUUCCAUUGGUGCUGCAUGGCUUGCUGAGUUCCUCCAACGUUUUGUGUGUGUUCCAUAUCCUUGGACCCAGGUAGUCAGAUAUUGACAGUCCUUGUACCCAGAUAAUCAGAUGAGCAGCAGACUCAAUAUCCUUGUACAGCAGCAUGUAAAUCAAGUCUAUCCACCCCUUAGCAAGCAUGCUCAGAUUCCCAUCUGGCUGAAGAGGACUUCUGUCUUCCACAGAUACAAGCACACCAAAUGACCACCUCCAUUAGCUGUACGUAGCGCCCGCAUUGCUGAGUUGGUCUGGACACCUGUUUGCAAGGGGCCAAAAAUGGAAUGCAAUGGCCGCAGAGACAGAUCUCAGGCAUUACACCAGCUUGCAACCAAACUACCUGGAAUCACAAGGCUGAUGUGCCCAAAGUCUCCCAAAGCAGCAUUGAACAUCCAGUCUAAAAUAUCCAUUCAGAGGAAUAAUCCAGCUUCACUCAUAAUAUAACCAGAUCCCAGAAGACAUAUUCAGUAUGCAUGGAUGAGUAUUGUUGACAUAAUGUUUUGUGAUAAAUACCGUGUUUGUCUGUUUCUUCUCGGGGAUGAGAUGAUGUGUAUUGCACUGGAUGUGUGUGCAUGUGUGGCUAAAUCAAACAUCUAAAAUUACUACUCUUUAGUUAUUUACAAAUUUUCAUAAACUCACUGAAAUAUCAAGUGCAGCAACUUUAACACUGCAUAAUAGUUCUUAAUUGGCCUUGUACAACAUAACAGUACUGAUUAAAGCAUUGUUUAUUAUUUUGGAAGGUCACUAGAGAACUAAAUUUAAUUGUUAAUGAAUCCAUCCUCCGCUCCCCCAUGGUCAACAAGAUCCCCUAGGCCUGAUUUGCAGUUGAUGUGAAGUGCUCCCACAUGGCACUUUUGGUUACUUGUACUGAUCAAUCUAUAAGAGAAAUAAAGUAUGUGUCUAUGA